CAGUGGACUUGGGCGUUGUACUCCGCAUCUCAUUUGCGGCGGGGCCAAUUUCUCCAUUUACGAACUCCGCACGGGGGGAAAAAAAAUUAAAAGAAUUCGCGUUUCUUUUUGCAUCUUUCGCCACAUUUUGCAAGUUCUCACACUUCCGUUGGCGGUCACGUCGGUUUCGGGCUGAUUCCUCGGCUUCGGUUUGGAGAAGGAGGUGCCGGCGCUCGACUUGAAUUUUUGGGAGGAAGCUUGCGGUCUUUGUUCAAUCAUUUGAUCGUUUGGGUUCCUUUGUUGCACCAAAAAGCAUGGGAGCACAAAUCUCCAAAACCGCUGGAAAAGAAGAAGCUGCGGUGGAAAAGCCAGCAGAAGGCGCAGCAGUUGCAGCAAAGACAAACGGACAGGAGAACGGUCAUGCCAAGACCAAUGGGGAUGCCUCUCCGGCUGCAGAGGACGCCAACAAAGCUGAUGUUCAGGCCAACGGCAGCACUCCUACCGAGGAGGCGCCAAAAGAAGAAGGCGAGAAAGUAGAGGGAGCCGAGGCCAGUGACGAGAAGGAGGCUGCCGCCACAAAUGGAGAAGCUUCUGCCAAGCCGGAGGAAGGCACUCCAUCCACCAGUGAGGACGGCAAGCAGAAGAAAAAGCGCUUCUCCUUCAAGAAACCGUCCUUCAAGCUCAGUGGCUUCUCUUUUAAGAAGACCAAGAAGGAGUCUGAGGAGGCAGCAGCAGAAGAAGAACAACCAGCCGAAGGUGAGAAAGCACCGGAGGGAUCAGAGGCAGCGCCAGCUGAAGACGCCAAACCAGCUGAGGCAGGCGAGGAAGGAGCCAAGGAAGCAGCAGCUGAGGAGCCAAAGGCAGAGGAGGAGGUGAAGGCACAAGAAGUGGUGGUGCCAGAAGGAGGAGAAGAGAAACCAGCUGAAGCUUCACCUACUGAACCAGAGGCCACGGCCACCACUGAGUAAUCCUGCUGAACGAGAAACCGGAAUGAAGGAGGUGAUGGAGCCCGUAUGAAGGAAUGCGAGGACUUGUCUAAAACCAGGGAUUUUUUUGUUCAUUUUUUUUUGUUUGUUUUUGUUGGUGUUUGUUUACUUUUCCAACCAUCUCAUCCAUACUGACUUGCAACGUCCUUGGCAGUGAUGGAGAGGAGGUGUACUGCAGAGUGUGCUGCCUCCUCACUGCUCAUUGGUGCUUGCAUUUGUGACAUGGGUGAGUGUGAAAGUGCGAAUGUGAGUGUGGAUGUUUUUCUACAUGAAACCAUGACUGUGUUGACCGUUGCUGAAUUUGACAUUUUAUCUAAGUAUUCGGUGCUGGGCAAUUGGAUGUAGCAGCUAAAGCUGUGUCUGCAAGAUUUGACACGUUGUGAUAUUUAAAGGGAAAGUCCGAAACCAAGACUUAAAUGUUGUCUUUGCAGUGCACAGUUGUUUACAACUCUUGAAGCUCAAUGCUCCUGUGGACACAACCAUUCCUGAAUAAACUAGAUUUAGUUAACUGUCGAAACAAUAGGUGCUCAUCACUUCCCAUCUAGACUCCACUAUUUGAAAACUCUGUAGUAAUGCACGUUGUAUAGAAUUUGAUAUUACUGGUUUUAUGACUGAGAUGUACCUAAAUGACUGAAGUUUUUAACAGAUUACCCAUUGUAAAUGAAGUUUUCUUGUUUUUUCACCAUUUGUAAGAUUGAAUAAAAUUGGGAGAUGUUUUAAGCAA
This is a messenger RNA of Scatophagus argus, 1689 nucleotides long. RefSeq names its product myristoylated alanine-rich C-kinase substrate-like. Bases 294 to 947 code for a protein of 217 amino acids. The record is from RefSeq and is a predicted model, not a curated record. The transcript has 2 exons. NCBI's taxonomy places the organism in Eukaryota, Metazoa, Chordata, Actinopteri, Scatophagidae. Gene Ontology annotation, cellular component: cytoplasm; plasma membrane; actin filament bundle. Gene Ontology annotation, molecular function: actin filament binding; calmodulin binding. Gene Ontology annotation, biological process: actin filament organization; central nervous system development.